This is a messenger RNA of Chelonoidis abingdonii (Abingdon island giant tortoise), 960 nucleotides long. Lineage: Eukaryota; Metazoa; Chordata; Testudines; Testudinidae. The record is from RefSeq and is a predicted model, not a curated record.
UUCCAGGUCUCUCCCUCCUGAGCAGCGAUGGGGGCAGGUUGGAUCCUGGGGGCUGGGAGCCACUGGGCUGGGGCUCUGCUAGUGACACUGACGGUGCUGAGAACCCACCUGGCUCAUUGCAUGGAGCUCCCAAGGCGGGUCGUGAUCCAGGCGAAGUUCGGCUGUCACUUCACCAACGGCACCGAGCGGGUCCGGUUCCUGCACCGACACAUCUACAACCGGCAGCAGAUCGCGCACUUCGACAGCGACCUGGGGGUGUAUGUGGGGGACACGGAGCUGGGGCGGCCCGACGCCGAGUACUGGAACAAGGACCCGGCGAUCCUGGCGGACAGGCGGGCUUUGGUGGACACGUUCUGCCGGCACAACUACGGGACGGCGCAGGUGGGGAAGGUGGUCGGCCGCACAGCCGGCCCGUUCCAUGUCCCUGUUUCAGAGGCGCAGUCUGACUCCGCCAGGAGCAAGAUGCUGACGGGGGUCGGGGGCUUCGUGCUGGGGCUGAUCUUCCUGGCGCCCGGACUCCUCAUCUACCUGAAGAAUAAGAAAGGGCACCCUGUUCCCCAACCUGCAGGGCUCCUGAGUUAGAUCCUGGGUGUCAGAUCCCCCGGCUGGCAGGAGUUUCCAUCCGUCCGUCUCUCCCAGCACCUCGCCCAGCCCGGAGAAUGCAGAACCUGGGGCCGGUCCCUUCCUGUCCCCGUCUGCUCCCCGCACUCCUCCCAGCUUCAGCCCGCACUGCCCCCGCCUGGGGACCUGUCCCUGCCCCUCUGUCCCAGCAGGGCCCUGGGGCGACCUCUCCUGCGUUAACCCUUUCCCUGCCCCAGCGCAGUCCCAUGUUCCCUCUCACUGACCCCACUGCCCUCGGGGAACCUUUGGGGGACGCUGCUCCGCAGCCUGGGGGAAGCCAGACUGAGGCCGGGCGCUGUUAGAACUGCUGCACCCUAAUAAACCAUCCCCAGCCCCCCA